Messenger RNA from Schistocerca americana (American grasshopper), 10567 nucleotides. RefSeq names its product myb-like protein Q (gene Cnot4). The transcript is spliced from 15 exons. The record is from RefSeq and is a predicted model, not a curated record. The coding region runs from base 255 to 4118 and encodes 1287 amino acids. Gene Ontology annotation, cellular component: CCR4-NOT complex. Gene Ontology annotation, biological process: protein ubiquitination. NCBI's taxonomy places the organism in Eukaryota, Metazoa, Arthropoda, Insecta, Orthoptera, Acrididae. Gene Ontology annotation, molecular function: RNA binding; metal ion binding; ubiquitin-protein transferase activity.
GAUAUGUUUGAAGUCAUUUUGUAUGGGAAAUCGCUCGCAAUGACUGUUGUUACUGUACUAACUUUCGGACGUCAGGAAUCGUAACUCAGUGACGUAAAUAUUGGUCAGUCUUGACGGGAUAUCUAAGUUCGAAGUAUAUCUGGAUGAUACUAAUGACUCAAAAAUUUAAGUUAACAGCUUGAAUACUGAACGGAAGUGCUGUAAAAAAUCUUGUAAUAACCAACAUGGCAGUUUGACAGUACAGGAAGAAUUCUAUGAUACAUCAGGCAUUUGCGAUCAAAAUUCAGUUGUUAACAAUGUCGGUUUUAAACCAAAGUGGAGAAGAACAAGUAGAAUGCCCAUUGUGUAUGGAACCACUGGAAGUUGAUGACAUAAAUUUCUUCCCAUGCACAUGUGGCUACCAGAUCUGCCGAUUUUGUUGGCAUCGAAUCAGGACUGAUGAAAAUGGGCUGUGCCCAGCAUGUCGCAAAGCCUAUCCAGAGAAUCCUGCGGAUUUCAAACCUCUCACACAGGAAGAAGUACAGAAACUGAAAGCAGAGAAACGACAGAGAGAUCAACAACGAAAGCAGAAGAUAACUGAGAACAGAAAGCAUCUAGCAAAUGUCCGUGUAGUGCAAAAAAACUUAGUGUUCGUUGUUGGAUUACCAAUGAGACUUGCAGAUGCUGAGAUAUUGAAAAAGCAUGAAUAUUUUGGGAAGUUCGGGAAAAUUCACAAAGUUGUUAUUAACCAGAGCACUACAUAUGCAGGCUCUCAGGGUCCUAGUGCAAGUGCAUAUGUAACGUACCAUAAAGCUGAUGAUGCCUUGAGGGCUAUUCAGGCAGUUAACAACAUUUCUGUAGAUGGUAGGACUAUAAAAACAUCAUUAGGCACUACAAAAUACUGCUCUCACUUUAUGAAGAAUCAGCCAUGCCCUAAACCAGACUGCAUGUACCUUCACGAUUUAGGUGAUCCAGAAGCGAGCUUUACAAAAGAAGAAAUGCAGCAGGGGAAACAUCAAGAGUAUGAGAAAAAGCUACAUGAGCAGCUUCUGAAUGGCUACAACAAAGACAGGGUACUCUGGGAUCAGCUUCAUACUCAGUGGCACACAGAUCAGGAAAACUCAAGAGAUCCUAAGCUUCCACACGGGAAUAGAAGGAAAGGAAAAAAAAGAAGAAUGUUAGUCAUUAAUCAGCAUAACACUCGCUACAGACAGUCUCAAACUAAAAAAGGGCAGGUCGGUCCAGAUGUGGCCCGGUCUAGGCCAUGUUCCGGAAAACCGGGAUCCUCACCACCUCGUAGCACACAGAGUUCUGUAUGUGCAUCUUCAAAUUCUCCAUUGUCUUCAGGCUCUGCAUCUACAUCGUCCCAGUCACAAGUGAAUAAACAAGGCUGGCAACAUGCUUCUGCCAAUGUUGCAGGAAGCAACAGCCCAAUAUCAAGUGUCAGCAGUGGCUGCAGCAAUUCCAUGGGUCGAUCAACUGGUGGUGGAAACCAGAGACGUUCAAAGGAUUCUCACAAGAAAAGGCAUGCGCUACCUGAUGACAAAGGGAGACUGCGUGAUAAACUUCAGAAUGCAACUGGAGAGGAUCGCCAAAGCAAACCGACUCGUAGCAAGAUGAACUCGUCAAAUAGUGAACGCCCUGCCAAUGGUGUAGUUAAGGACCCAUCUCGAAAAUCAUCAGUAAAUUUCAAUCGCGCAUGUCGUACACGGUCCAAAGAAAGAAAUAGUGGUGGUGUGAGCUGUAGUUCAGCUAAUGAUGUGGCCAGUAAUUUGCCAGCAGGAAGGUUCCACAAGAAUUCCGGUAGAUUGCCUGCUGUGAGAGCUGCGGCCUUGUUUGAGCAAGAUAACAACUCUUUCUUUUCAUCAAAUACCUUCACCAAAGUGUCCACAACAGUUUCUGGCACAGGGGGUUCGGAUUGGUCCUCUAAUGGGCUUUCUGUGGCACACAUACCAGAUGUGCUGCCUCCGGUACACUCUUCAGAAGACUGGCAAGCAGCAUUUGGAUUUUCAAACCGGACAAAAGAAACCACAACUUCACAAGAUAAGUGUGUCCGUGAAGAUAGUAUGGAUGACGACGAUGAUGAUGAUGAGGAGGAGGAGGAGGAGGAAGAGGAAGAAGAGGAGGAGGAGGAUGAAGAUGAGGAGGUGGAAGAUGAAGAAGAAGAAGAAGAAGAGGAGGAGGAAGAGGAUGAGGAGGAGGAGGAGGAGGAGGGGGCUGAAAAUGGUGAAAAAUCAGUAAGAAUUGCUUCAGAACGAUUUAAAAAUGCACAAGGGGGCUACAGAAUUAAUAAUAUUGAACAUAUUAUACGCAAAAUGCACAAGCUCCCUUUCAGUGAAGUAAAUGGUGUGGACAGCAGUGUUAUUGUUAACUGUGAAACUACAAAAAUUGCUUCAGGAAAUGGGUAUGUUUUCCACAAGGUGCUUUCUAAUGGGUUUGUUGAAGAUCCAACAGUAUAUGUGAUAGGUAGCAGUCGUCAUGAAUUCUCAGGUCUCCAGAAUGGCUCGAUGCAACAUGUGCGUAAUGGAUUCUCUUCAAAGAGUGUAGACAAACGCUACCCCGAUAUUCACAGGAGGCGGGAACACCGUAAAGAAAAGCAAGGUUGUGUGUCUAAUAGUAACAGAGGAGUUGUGAAGCAAUCUAGGAAGAACAAUCGUAGUGCUACGGUUAGUGAACUGCCACACCACAGUUGUGACAUGAAUGAUUCUUCUUUGGAAGAUGAUCGUUUUUCAAGCUACGGUGGCUCGGAAAGACAGAGAAACGGUAAUGACUCUUCAGACAGCUGUGGGGAUGUAGAUAGAGAGGAUGAGUUUUGUGAAAGGGUCAAAGAAGAAAUCAAACAAGAAGACAAUAUACGUGCCCCAGAUGAUGAACUGGACUUCGAUCCUUUCCAUGAAACCCAGAAGGCCUUGGCUGAAAUGAUUGAGAAAGAGACAAUGAUGUUAUCUGUUAGGCAGCAGGAAAGUUGUGGGAAUGACCAAGUGCAGCACAUCCAUCUGAAACAGCAUCAGCGGCAACACCACCAACAGCAGCAUCACCACUACCAUCACCACCACCACCAUCACCACCAUCACCACCACCAUAGCCACCACCACCACCAGCAACAACAGCAGCAACGGCAACACCACCACCAACAACAACACCAGCAGCAGCAGCAACAACAACAUCAACAGCAGCAGCAGCAGCAGCAACAACAGCAACAUUAUCAGCAUGGGGGUCACAGUUUUCAUGGAUCAGCCAGUACACAACAGCAGUUUCUGUAUGGAGGGAAGAUACUUCCACCAUACACUAAUGGUGCAAGUUCAUAUCUCCUUCAUAAUCAAAGGGUUUCACAAAAUUCUCCUGCUAGAAGUAACACCAAUGCAAGGCUGCCUCCUCCAGGCUUCUCAGCUGGACCCAAUCACAUGAAUGCCUUUGGUCUUGGGAUCCCUCGUGCUCCCACGACAUCAGGUAGCAAAAUUCUGCCAUUCAUGGGACUGAGUAAUAGCAGUGCCAAUGGUGGUGGCGGUGCCAGCAGCAGCAGUAGCAGCAGCAGUAGUAGCAGCAGCAGCACAAGCACCACCACCAGCAGUGGUGGUGGUGGCGGCAGCAAUGGUGGCAGUGGUGGUAGUGGUGGCAGCAGCUCAACCACCACGACCACUACCACGACCACCACCACCACCACCACCAGCAGCAGCAGCAGCAGUAGCAGCAGUAGCAGUAGCAGCAGCAGCACAUGCAACAGUGGCCAGGCAUCUGGUCCACCUGCUCCAGACAACUCUAACUCCUUUGGGCUGGAGGACUGCUACAAUACACAUGAAUGGUCAGAACAUGGAAGUCCAUCACAUCCACCAGUUUUUCCUAGUGCCACAAAUUCAAAGAACAAUACUUCAAAAGGGUGGACGGGAUCAGAUUGGGAUGCUCUAGACCCUGCAAUAGUAACAUCAUCACGGCCAGGCAGUUCAAAUCAUGGUCAAUCAUGGGUGCAGAAUGUUCCUGUCUAUACUUCUGCUCCUCCACCUCCGCCUCUGCCUCCAGCCCCUUCGGACUGGAGCUCCAUGUCGCAGCCUGUACCUCCACCACCACCUGGGUUUGGGCACCGACAUGUCACAAGAAAUCAUAGCAGCAAAUCACCACUGCAUGAGGUUUCAAAGAGUUGAAAGUUGAAAAUGGGCUGUGAGUACAACGAAGUGCAUGCCAUUUGAGGUGCUGCUUUGGUAGCUGCUUGCAUAUAUCUAGGAACUGGAUUAUGAUUUUUGUUUUACAGUAUUUAUGCUUGUGUGCUGCUCAGGAUUACCAAGACUGUGUGUGAGAUCAAAAUGCACUAAUAUAUCAUUACAUAUUUUUUAAAAAAAGCAAUAAUGUUUCCAGAGUUUGAAAGAAUUGUGUGUUGGCUUUCAUGUACUCUCUAAGAAAAAGACUGUUUUUGGGAGAAAGUUGAGAAAUUGAAAAAGUAACAUAAUAGCUCCUGCGAUUGAUUUUGUUAACUUUUGUGACCUUAACAAAAGUAAAAAAUGAAUUUCUCUCUCUCUCUCUCUCUCUCUCUCUCUCUCUGUGUGUGUGUGUGUGUGUGUGUGUGUGUGUGUGUGUGUGUGAGUGAGUGAGUGAGAGACAAACAGGAGUUUUCUUGAUACACCAUCUUGUUUCUGUGGCAUGGUACCACAUUGUCCAAUUGUUUCUUUUCUUUCUAUAUUUUUCUUACCAAGAAUGUUAAAAUUUCAAAAUAGUUUACCAAAGAACAACUCUUGCUUUGCCAGAUCACUUGGUGAAGUGCCUUAUUAAUCUAUGUACAUUUAUUCUGUUCUGAAUGAAAUAAAUGGGUAACUGCAACUGUUCCAUUUGUUUUUUGGCAUAUUUUCUUCAGUUAUAAAUUUUCUUUUGCUCAGAUAUUUUGAAGAGGCAUAUACUUUUUUCUUAAGUUAUUAAAUUUUAUUUUGCUCAGAUAUUUUGAAAGUGAUAUGUUAAUUAGCAGUGCAAGUUAUCUGACAGAAGUAGAUAUUAAGAAAGUGCACCAGUGUUAAUCGUACAUCAAGAAUUGCACAUGUCGCAAAGAAACAGUGUAAAAGGAUAUUUACUUUUAUUUGAUACAGUGCUGUAAUUACUUGUUGGUGCUUCAUUGUAAUGCUUUGUAAGUAAUGACAGAAUGGAUUUGUUUCUGAUAUCAAACUUGCGACACUCUAUUUUUUGGUACAUACUGUAACAGAAAUAAGAAAGACUGUGAAUUUGUUGGUUAGCAGGAAAUUCAUGAUCUUAUUGGGCUCUGUUCCUUGUGAAAAUAAGAUUCUUGAAAUGUUGACUUUCUUUUCAGUUCUUCUAAAUAUCUGUUUUUACUUUGUACCGUAUGCUAAUGAAGGCCCUCAAAAUUAAAUUAAAUAUUUGUACACAUUGAAGAACUUCACAGAUUUGUAAAACGGUAAGUUUUACACCUCUCUCUGCAACUGCAGGCAGUUUCAGAUACCUGUUCUGUUAUUCAAUGUACAAAGCAACUGUUUGAGUUAAUGUGCAACUUUAAUAAAUUAAGUAAUUUCUAUAUGUUGAUAUAAUUUUGUUAUAAAAUCCUUUUGCACUGUUUCUAGUGACAUUUUGUUUAUUUACAGCUUAUGCGUUAAGGUUGUUAAACAGUAUAGUCAUAACUGUGGGAGAGUGAUUACUGUCUUUUAUAGUUAAUUAAAGUGAUUUGUGCAACGUGAGGUUUAUUUUUAUAAUUGCCUAAACUGUGACAUCUUCCUGUGACUUUCGUCCUUUCUGUUACCACAUUCAUUCAACUUGUUUGCAUAUUGUAUUUUGUAAUUUGGUAACUGGUGUUAUAUUGUGAUGUUUAUUGUGGUACAGAUUGUACUUAGUAACCUAGCAGUUUGAUUUGCUAUACCACAGUCAAAUUGCUCUUCACACAAAACUAAAUUAUAUAUAUGAUAAAACCUGAAUCUAAUUAUUGCAACUGUGCUGGUAAUUUUGUUUGAACUCUUUUUAAGUUCAGACAUUUAUUUGUAUACAGAUCAAACCUUUUUGUAUUUACCUGUAAAUAAUUAAUUUCCCCAUUGUAUAAGUGAAUUACAAAAUCGACAUGCAUGUUUUGCUUUGUUCUGUCAAUAAUUAUAACAUAUUUUCUGUGGCAGUAAUUAUUUUCUUGGUAUUUUGAAGAAUGCUCAGCAAAGAAAAUGAUGGUAUGUUCUUCACACCAUGUGUCUGAUUUUUGGGCUACUUCAUGUAGCUAAAUUUCAUCUGUGGCCACUUUAAUUUUAAGUUACAUAGACUUUAGGUUUGUGCAACAUAAGAAAAUGAGACUCGCAAACCAAGUAGUAUUUUAUUGGUAAUUAAUGCUUUUUUCCUUUUUUGUGUAAUAUUUGUGAUAGUUAUUUAGAAACAUAAAGGCAUAAUUAUAAUUGUUUUGAGUCAUUAACUGAGAGGAAAAACACACAAUCUGGGUUCUUUUUUGCUUCAGUAAAAUGUAAGAAAUGAAUCUGAGCUAUUUUUGUUUUCCUAAGAGAUGAUUCAGGCUAACAACUUCAAAUUAUUUUACAUAGCCUCCUGUAUUUCCUUGGCAUUUGUUGUAACCUUUUCCAUUAAUGUGAAUGUGUUUAUUAUAUACAUGAAAUUAUCAUAAGAAAAUGUUCACUUUUGCUGUAAAGAAAUGGAAAAAUCAUGGAUCACCUUGCAUAAGUGAAACUUUCAAUGCUUUCAAAUCGCAUCAUGUCUAACCACCAAAGUGUUUGCUUGUCAUUAGAGUUCUCACAGAUCUGUGGCUUUCAUUAAGCAAGCCAGAGCAUUUUAAUACUGAUUCUCCUGAAGGUACAUAGACAAUUACAGCAUUUUUCCAGUAUCUCCAUUGCAGGUGCUCUCUGCAACAUUUGGAAUUAAGCUUUGUUCAAGACAUGUAACAGGUAACUCACUAUCCUGGAAUCAUUAUUGAUCUUCUUCCCUUUUCCACCAAACUAACAGUAUGCUCACAAUGGCAACAUUUGCAAACAAUGUCAACAUUCCAGAAUGAGAUUUUCACUCUGCAGCAGAGUGUGCGCUGAUAUGAAACUUCCUGGCAGAUUAAAACUGUGUGCCCGACCGAGACUCGAACUUGCCCGCGAAAGUCAGAGGUCCCGAGUUCGAGUCUCGGUCGGGCACACAGUUUUAAUCUGCCAGGAAGUUUCAAUGUCAACAUUAGUUACGCAAUACAUUACUAGUAAAAUCCAUUGUGUAUCCCUGUACUACAGAGUGUAGUAUAGAUAAGUGUUUCCAGGUCUUCUGUUUGCCUUGCUUGCUAUUGUUAUACUUACUUUAAUCAAUAGCCAUUCUAAAACUGGUAGUACUUUACCAUAUUUUAAGAAUUCCCAGACGACACUAUCAACUUCAAAUAAAAAUGAUCAUUUGAACCUACGUGACUGUUGUUUCCAGAGUUUUUACUUGGGAGUUUAUUGCCAACAGUGAACCUGACCAUUCAAUUCUACUUUCAGCUAACAGAAAGAGUAUAACUGUCGUUCUUCGUAUCCACCCCAUAUCUUAGUUAUAAAUAUGUGUGUGCUUUCCUGAGAUCUCCUGUGUCAGUAGCUGUGGUAGAUAAUUAUGUUUUAAAUAAAACAAGAUCUGGGACUGUCCAUUCACAGUAGUUUCUUACAUUUCUAAGAAUUAGCCUAUCAUCCUUUCCUAGCACAAUAAUUUCAUAUCUUUCCAAUUGUUGAUCAUGAUUACUUAACUGUAGUUAUGAUCUAUGUCACUAUGGAUACUGUAGGUGAUAAUUUUUUUUCCAAUUAGCUGUCACCAAAGUAACUUAUCCAUACUUUUACGCGAUUACAAAGUCUGGAGGUUAGUUAUACAAAUAUUUCAUUAAUGCACUUGAACUUCUCCAAUUAAAAGAAUAUGUAUAAAAUCAAUUUGAGCCUAAUGACCCUAAUGCUUUCAAUAUAAAAGGAAAUCCCUCACUUCAGUCAAUACCUGGGCCAUUGUUCCAAUAUAUACCAUAUUACACUUAACAUUGUGCUAUGAUUCAUAUUGAAUUGCACUGGCUGUAUGUACCCAGUAUUGCUACUUUUAUAAAGUGAAAUCAGUUUUGGGCAUUUAAUUAAGAAUUUUUUGAUAGUUCAUCAUCAAUAACUUUUAUAUUUACCUACAAGAGCUUGCAGAUGCAUUGAACCACUUAAAACCAAAGUGACAUCAAAGGUUCUGAAAGUGAUUUCAUUUGGAAGAAACAUUCUUUGAAGAGUCACACAUUCAGCCCAAAGUGCUUGACUUCAAGGAAGGUUGUUUGGCUCAGAGGAGAAGUAUCGUUUAAAGUACUGUAGUUGUUGGAGCCUUGCCUGUGGUGCACAGAAAGAUAUUAGUGUAUGAACUGUAUUGCUCAGGCUCUUCAAAGAAAUUGCUAAAUGUCUGUACAGUGAUUUUUGUAUUCAUCUACAGCAGCAACAUUUCAUGUAGUCCUCCAAUUUCAAUGUUGUGUGUUCAUGUUACACACUUCACUGUAAACAGCUGGUAUCCUUUCCAGAUCAUGCAGAAGCUAUUACUGCUUUAAAACCAUCUUCAUUUAUAGUCUCUCAAAUAAGGUGUCAUGAUUUUGCCAUUUCCUUAAUCAAAAUUGUAAAUAAUAACUCAUGGGUAUAACUAUGUCUUCGAUAAUUUUGUAAGUAAUUACGUGGCAGACAUUUUCGUUUAACAUUCUCUCACUUUCAGCACUUGAGCAGACUUUGUGCAAAAAUGAAGUGUUUAAUGGAGUAAUGAAUCUUGUUUGUAACUCUAGUGAGAACUAUGGCUGAACGAAACAGUAACUAAAGUAUCUUGGCUUUGAAAGCCAAGAAUUGCUUGGUCGGGGAAGUGAGAGAUGUUUUAUUAAACUUGAACAAGCUGAUACAAGUAAAAAAGGUCAGAGAUGGCAAGCUGUUAUGUUUGUGUUUUGUGUUAAUUAUUUGAAAUAUUAAUUAAUUAGAGCACAAACAUAUACUGCACAGGUUACAAUGUUGUUUGUUUCUUUGCAUUUUGGGUGUUUUACUUGGCAUUAUUUUGAGCUCUGUUGUAUAUUCUUUGUGAUGUUAUGUAUUGUUUGUGACUGUUCAAUGAGGCAGGUCCUAUCACAGAAGAAAAUGUGUGUAAUAAUGGCUAAUUUUUGAAAAUAUAAGAGACAUGUAUGCUGCAAAAAUGUACUUCCUGAAUUCUUACUCAGCAAACACUGGCUAUGGUUAUGAUAUUUUGAUGUGGAGCAUAGCAAAUGCUUAAAAACUAUUUACUUGAUCAUUACUUUGUUUACAUCUAUGUACAGAAAAAACUUUCAUGGUUGCAUUUUUUUUCUUUGCAAACAGUUAGUGUAUUGUUUAAUUCUGUACCAUUUUGAAGUAACAAUCGACAUUUCUCAUUAAAUAUCACUUUACGUGUUUGGGGGCUGUGGAAUAGACAGUCUGUUUUCGCGUGUGUGCGUGUGUGUGCGUGUGCGGGUGUGUGUGUGUGUGUGUGUGUGUGGGGGGGGGGGGGGGGGGCACGUGCCUGUGAACAGGUAUAAUUCAGUUUUCAAUUGCACACUACUUAGUUUACAAAUAUAUGCAUUCAUUUGGAACAAAUUGAAAAUAAUGUGCUACACUGUAAAACGUCCUGAUACCCAGUUUCUUAUGACAGUGAGCAUUAUAGGUAAUUUCAGAACUAGGGUUUUGAAACACAGUUACUUAGUAAAUCUAUAGCUCUUCAUUUCCUGUGUCUGAUAUUAUGUUUAUGUUCCCAGAGCAAACUCAGUGGUAUGGUUCAGUGAAGAUUUUAAAACUCCAAUUUUUAUUUAAAACAUUCUCAGUGUAUUGUCAUGUAAUAAAAAUUUCCUACAUGAAAAUGUAAUUGGUACACUUAUCAUUUAUUGACUUUCUUAUCAAAAGUGCAAUUUAAGAACAAAAUAUUUACAUCUUUGAACACUAAUAAUAAGUAACAUCAGAUGUAAAGUAGUGUUCGCAGACUACUACCAAUUCAUUCAUUCUUUGACUGUGCAUAUAAUAAACUGCUUUAUGAAACCUUCUUUGUUAUAGUUAAGGUUUUGAGCACUUCAUGCACGGUCUGUACAUAGCAUACCUGAAAGGACUAAAUGUGCUUUAAAAGUUGUGAAUUGAUAACAGAUGAUGUGCAUACACUCUCUCAUUCUCUGCUCCCCGCACGCGCGUGUGCAUACACACACACACACACACACACACACACACACACACACACACACACACAUACACACACACACACGCGCGCGCGAUUUAGCUUAAAACACAGUAGUUCAUGAGCCACAGAUUUCAUAAAAUGAAGAGGAACAUAAAUAGCUCAGCAUAAAUAGUUACAUUAUCUUGAUGUGGUUAAGACACACUACAAAUGUUUACAAAUUCCUCUCUUGCUAGUACCUCUCCACCCCAAACUUGGUUUUGCCCUAUUAUUUCCUCUUAAGGCUUUAAGCUUAAAUUUGCUUUAUAUAGUGGCACUUUAUACAUAUACCUAGUUCUGAAAGGAAUGUUGUCUGUUUCUUUAUUUUAAAUUCUCUCUGCAGAAAAAUAUGGAUAGGCACCAUGCCAUUUAAUAUUUCAAGCAUUGUUAUACUCUCUCUCUCUCUCUCUCUCUCUCUCUCUCUCUCUCUCUCUCUCUCUCAUGUAUUCCCCACCACGUGCCCCCCCUCCCC